AUGGCCGUGGGCUCUGUCAAGAUGCAGCCACCGUGCGAGAGCCCGGCGCUGGCCUCGGCGGCCCCGGCCGACGGCCCCUUGCGCCGCAGCCCGAGCGCCCGGGAGCCCGAGCGCGAGCCGCCCGCCGCGUCUCUGCGGCCGCGCCUGCGGGACCUGCCUGCGCUGCUGCGGAGCGGGCUCACGCUGCGGAGGAAGCGGAGCGCCGCCGGGGCCCGGACUCUUUCAAGAAGAAUUUCCAACCCAUACCUUGAACAUACUUCUUGCCAGAUUUACGGAGAGAAUUCUUCUUGUGCAGGAAAAGCAUUAAGAAAUAUUAUUAUCCUUCAAGCAGCUGACCUGGUAAAGGACAGAGUGAACCUCAAGGGAUUUUACAGGAGAAGCUGUGUGGGGUCAGAGCUGGUUGACUGGCUUCUAGAACACUGCCCUUUCGUCCAGUGUAGAUCUAUGGCCAUUGGGGUCUGGCAGCUCCUACUGGAUAUGGGAAUUAUGUCUUCAGUGGACCAACAUCUGUACUUUCAAGAUAACUAUGUUUUCUACCAAUUUUCUUCGGAGGAAUGUAGCUACUUGUACUGUGAAUUUGAAAGAGAAGAAGAAUGGCAAAACGGAGUGAAGCUUCUGCUGCAGCUUGUGCAUCUCCUUCCUGAUAGAGCUGGCACAUGUGGCCUGUCUCAUCAGAAAGUGGAAGACUCAGAAGAAAGCAGCGAUGAAAUUCUCGCUCGGCUAACAUCUGCGGUGCAGAGAGAGCUAGCGGCUGUUAUUGCAAUGAAAGCAAGAAAGUCCGCAGUUGAAGAAGAUGAUGGAAACACCGCCAAGCACGUAACCGUGAGAGAGGCUAACGAUGCUCCUGAUUCUCAGGCUGGAGUGAUGUGCAAGCUUCAAGAGAGAGAUGACAUCGGGCGUAUCGAGCUGGUCCAGAGGCUGGCAAGAGAAAACUGUCAGUUUCUACAGACAGACAAAAAAGAGCCGGAGAAGUCUGAACAGCAAGAUGAUGAAGUGCCAAUGGUUCAGGUUAAAGAGCAAGGCCAGAGUGUGCUGGUGCUGAAGAAAGUAGCAAGCUGUGGCCCAGCCCCCACCACGGGGAGUGCGGAGAGCGAGAGCGACUCGAGAUACAUGGUGGUUUCUGGGACCCCGGAGAAGAUCUUAGAGCACCUUCUGAAUGACUUGCACCUGGCAGAGGUUCAGCACAAAGAAACAGAGACGCUCCUCGAUGACUUCCUUCUCACGUAUACAGUAUUCAUGACAACAGAUGACCUGUGCCAGGCGCUAUUGAGACACUAUUCUGCUAAGAAGCAUCAAGGGGAAGAAGAAAAGUCAGAUGUCCCUUGUCGGAAGCGUAAGGUCCUACAUCUGGUUUCACAGUGGAUUGCUCUGUACAAAGACUGGCUACAUGAAGAUGAACAUUCAAAAAUGUUUCUAAAGACCAUAUACAGGAAUGUACUGGAUGAUGUCUAUGAAUACCCAAUUCUCGAGAAAGAACUGAAAGAAUUUCAGAAGAUACUUGGGAUGCAUCGCCGCCACACUGUUGAUGAGUACUCACCACAAAGGAAGAGUAAAGCCCUUUUCCACCAAUUCAGUCUUAAGGAGAACUGGCUGCAGCAUAGAGGAACUGUGGCUGAAACAGAGGAAAUUUUUUGCCAUGUGUAUAUAACGGAGCACUCCUAUGUCAGUGUGAAGGCAAAAGUUUCCAGUACAGCCCAGGAGAUCCUGAAGGUUGUGGCUGAGAAGCUGCAGCGUGCUGAAGAGGAUCUGGCUCUGGUGGCCAUCAUGUUCUCUGGAGAAAAGCAUGAAUUUCAGCCAAAUGACUUGGCCAUUUCCAAAUCCCUGGAGGCCUCGGGUCGGAUAUUUGUCUACCGGAAAGAUCUUGCUGACACUUUGAAUCCUUUUGCAGAAAAUGAGGAAUCGCAGCAAAGAUCAAUGAGGAUUUUGGGAAUGAACACUUGGGACCUUGCUCUCGAACUGAUGAGUUUUGAUUGGAGUCUGUUCAACUCAAUCCAUGAGCAAGAGUUGAUCUACUUCACGUUCAGCAGGCAGGGGAGUGGGGAGCACACGGUGAACCUCAGCCUUCUGCUCCAGAGAUGUAAUGAGGUCCAACUCUGGGUGGCCACGGAGAUUCUGCUCUGCAGCCAGCUGGGCAAGCGUGUGCAGCUGCUGAAGAAAUUCAUCAAGAUUGCCGCUCACUGCAAAGCCCAGCAGAACCUGAACUCCUUCUUUGCUAUUGUGAUGGGUCUCAACACCGCAUCUGUGAGCCGGCUGUCACAGACCUGGGAGAAAAUUCCUGGGAAGUUUAAGAAACUUUUCUCUGAACUUGAAAGCUUAACGGAUCCUUCCCUAAAUCACAAAGCCUACAGGGAUGCAUUCAAAAAGAUGAAGCCACCAAAAAUCCCUUUCAUGCCCUUAUUGCUUAAAGAUGUAACAUUUAUUCAUGAAGGAAAUAAAACAUUCUUGGAUAAUCUCGUCAACUUUGAAAAGCUGCACAUGAUUGCAGACACGGUCCGGACCCUGAGACACUGCAGAAGUAACCAGUUUGGAAGUGACAUGUCUCCAAAGGAGCAGCAAGAGCUGAAGUCCUAUGUCAACCACCUGUAUGUCAUCGACAGCCAGCAGGCCCUGUUCGAGCUCUCUCACAGGCUGGAGCCCCGGGCCUGAGCCAUGUCCGUCUGCCCUGUGACUACAGCACUCAGAGCGAAGGGAAGGUCUCUGUUCAGCAUGCUGCUUCCUGUGAGAAAAGAGCUUGCUGGGUUCUAGCAGCAUACAUGAGACAAGUGCAGGAAAGCCAUUCGGAAAGCGAUGCCAGCUACCAGAUGCGGAGAGUGCUCCUCUCCCCACCUCAGAGAAGAUGGAAGGCGUCAGAGCAUCCUUGGAACAGGGUCUUUCUUAUGAUGGUGAUUUCAAUCCAGCCCAAGUCUCAGCUUACGGCGUGGCAGCAUUAAGAGAAAACAUGUCUUGAUAUAUAGCAACCAGGUUUAUUUUUUCCAGUAAGAUUGUGUGUAGCAGGAGGACUGCCAUUCUGCCCACAUCACCUUACUGCCCAGGGGCCAUUAAGAGACCAGGAGCACCUGAAGACAGUGAGAGCAUCUCCAGACGGCCCAGGAGGAGAGGCUCCCGCAGCUAGAAACUGGACAUCACGCUGGGAGGCGUGUCCUGCUGUGCAAAUAAGAAAUGCCUGGCACACACUUUUUUGCAUCCACAAUCAUUUGCCAAUGUAGGCACAGAUGAAACUAGUUUCUGUACCACUGAUGCACUCUUGUAAGCAAGGUAGACCGAGUUUCUCAUUCAGUAAGGUACUUGGCAUUGUCCAGUUUCUGGAAACUUACUUUACAUGUAUUUUGUUUGUUGUUGUUGAACUCAACAUGAUUUUCAGAAAAACAUGGGGCCAAGAUUAUAGGUGCUCGGUGUCCGCUUACUGAGAUCGCAGGAUCGCCAGUUUCUGCAGUGCUGUGCCUGAUGCAGCCAUGGUGUUUGGCAUCACUCUAUCAGGCUCCCUGCCCACGGGAUGCAGCAUGCCAGCCUGUAAGGGAAGGAAGUGAAGCUGGGAAUAGAUACCUUAACAGUUGGGAUUACCAGUCUUUCAGGAAUUGAAAAGUACCCAGAAAUGCCUAAAAGCUGACAUAAUUGGAGAGUCGGAAGCCCCGGAGUCUGCUUCCCGAGGAUAGCCAGAGCCUCUCUGCAAUUCACCCAUAUCCUUUUCAUUCCUUGUUUUUAACAAAUCGGGCCUCAUAUACCAAAUAAGACCUCUGGGAAUUCUCAAGGACUGGUUAGAGAAUUUCCCUGAAUCCUCAAGUAAGGAAGAGCACAUGGUUAAAACAAGGCUGCCUCGUGCUACCUGUUCACUUCGCUGGGUGCAAGCCCCUGUCUGACACAGCAGGUCCACAUUUCCAGUCAUGAGUAUGGGUACACUCCUCACACCCCCGUGGGGCUGCCUGCUGAGUGUCCGCACAGCCUGCUUACUAUAGUCCCUUACCCAUUCUCAUGACUGAGACUACGCUGUGCCCCUUGUCUCCUGAUUGCUUUUUUUGGUCUUGGGACCACAGUGGGCCUGAAGUACUGAUAAAAGGAACCAUAUGGGAAAAUCCUGGGUAGAGAUCUCAAAGGGAUUGCAUCUAAACCAGCAUGGAGAAUGUUAGUCCUAGAAACUUACAGGGUGUUAUAGACGCACUCCAACUAAGACUGGUUCACUGAGAAAAUGUUUUACAGGGCUGAGAACCAGUGAGUGAGACCAGAGCCACAGAGGCAGGGAAAGCAGGCUCUCUUGAUGUCUAACCUAGCACAAGCACCCACAAAGCCCUGGCAGUCUCUGAGAGCAGCACAGACUGACAGCACAGACACUUGUCUUCCUCCAAGCCAGCAGCCAGGAUUCGGCUAGUGAGAUCACACCAGGCCAUUUGGUCUUUGUCUCUGUUCUAACCUAAUGUGUGACAUCAGCUCUACGCUGCUUUAAUCAGAACCUUCAGGACUCUGUAUGUGGAGAUCUGUUGUAGCAGAACACUGUACGUCUAGGCCCCAGUUCAGCUAGGUGUGGAAGCCAUGCCUGCAGCUUGCUGAGCACACUUAGAGAAUCCUGCAGGAGAUGCAUGGGAUCAGGCCAGGACUGCAUGGGUGAGGCUGCUAUUCCCUCCAAAGCAAAAGUCAGAUGGGAUUUGUUCUGCCAUCCAGUCUUCUGAAUAUCUAAAAUCUCUACAUCUUCAACCUUAACACCCAUGUCUAGGAAUUUCUCAGGCAGCAGAUUCAGGGACUUCAGAAGGUUUGCAGAAUCUUAAAUCUGAAGUGAAAGAAUAUUCCAGAACUGUCAGACCCCGUGUGUUCUACAGGAAGCCCUUCCUACAGCAGCUGAGCGCAGUGGUAGGUGAGCCCAGGAAUCAGCAGCAUCCCAUGCGUGGGGUGACCUGGUUCCUUCUCUAGAGCUUGCCCUGGGCCUCGCAGAGUCAGUAUUGAUCUCUCUGGAUGUGGACUAGGGGACAUUUGGGUCUCUUCCAGUUUUCCUUUAGAUUACAGAGCCCUCCAGUCCCUCCCUAAAUCCUGUGUACCUGGGAUCUUCCCCAGUGAGUGAUGCUGGGCUUCUUCCUCAGAGCACAGCCCUCUAGGGGGCCUGUGGAUCUCUGGAUUCCCUUCCUGCAAAGCAACCGCACUUGCUAGUUAGCACAGGAGGCAGAUCACUAGUUCAUCUAGGGAAAGUCACCAACUUUCCAAAUCCUUUAAAGAAUUUACAAACACAUUUGCAGAUGCUCCCUAGCCUACGGAUUUGAAAUUCACUUUGAGUCUGUAUAAUUGCCAAAUGGUUAUAGUAGCACAUAGUAUAACCCACAUCCACUCUUUUCUAGUGUCCUUAAUCGCAUUGAGAAUAAAUUCCUUUUCCUACUCCGAUAUCUACAAGCAAGCAGUGUGGCACAUGCCUUGACUUUAGAGGCACGAGAAUAAAGUCUCACGCCUCCUACUUCAUAGAUGCACACUCACCUGAGUGAGGGAUCAGCGGUGUGGGCAGGUGGCUGCUUGUGUGGACUUGUGGUCCUGGAGCUGCCCCUUGGGCUGCCAAGUCCCAGCCCUGGGGGUUUGCAGACAACACACGCACUGCAAACCCUGAUCUGAACAGCACAACCCACCCAGGCUUCUCAGAACUGGGCAAAAUCAUCAGCGUUUAGACGACAAGGGCCACUACAGCUGUCCAGCAUAGGAUUUCUUUCCCACUCCGAAGACAUGUCCUUGAAAUUUCAGCCUGCUCGUUACUAAGUGGGCCAGUUUUGCUCUAGAGAAAAUGCAUUUUGAAAAAUUGCCAAAAAGUCAGAUGAAAUGUUCUAAUGUAUAAAGCAAAGCUGUAUAUACUGAGCAUUUUUAGCAGAGUGAUAUUUAUUUGCAUAGCCUAUUUAUUGUAUUCAUAUUACACUGUUGUUAAAUACCAGGAUGAAAUCAAUGAUCAGAAGCAAGGACUCUUGCUUAGGACUGCUGCAACAUUGUCAGCUUGUGAUAACCAUUAGACGAUAGAAAGCCCACGGUCCGGGCAUCUACCUAACUUCUCAGGGACUACACCUUGUAGUUUUCCACCCUUCUAAGAGCUGGUAAAUAUGAAACAUUUGUUGAAUUACCAGACUGCCAUUGACAGUGUUUGCUUUCUGCCUCUGUGUAUAUGAUGUGCUGUGUAUCAAAGUAGGAAGCAAUAAUUUAUAUGUAAAAAUGGCCAAGCAAUAUAAGGUUAAAACUUAUAUGAGUAACCAUUACCUUAUCUUGUAUUUUCAAGUGUUUUUUAAGCUGCUUUUCCAAAUAUAAGACUACGUUAAACAUA
Arvicola amphibius (Eurasian water vole) is the source of this 6274-nucleotide messenger RNA. RefSeq names its product Rap guanine nucleotide exchange factor 5 (gene Rapgef5). The record is from RefSeq and is a predicted model, not a curated record. Gene Ontology annotation, cellular component: plasma membrane. Lineage: Eukaryota; Metazoa; Chordata; Mammalia; Rodentia; Cricetidae. Gene Ontology annotation, biological process: positive regulation of GTPase activity; Ras protein signal transduction. Gene Ontology annotation, molecular function: guanyl-nucleotide exchange factor activity. The transcript is spliced from 26 exons. The coding region runs from base 1 to 2646 and encodes 881 amino acids.